AUGAAGGUUCCCUCUUUCCUCAGCGUUGGCCUGAUGGCUACUGCUGUCCUCGCCAACAAGGUCUCCCAGAACACCUUCAAGUACGAGCGCCUUGACAAGAACAAUGCUCUUCUCCUCGUUGUCGACAUCCAGGAAGGUCUCUACCAGAUCGCUCGGGAUUUUGACCCUACCCUCUACCGCGACCAGGCUCUCGCCCACGCGGCUCUUGGUGAGGUCUUUGACCUUCCCGUCAUCCUGACCACCUCUGCCGACCAGGGCCCCAACGGUCCUCUCAUGCGUGAGAUCAUUGAGAAGUACCCCAAGGCUCCCUUCAUCCAGCGCCAGGGUGAGGUCAACGCCUGGGACAACUCUGCCUUCCGCGACGCCGUCCGCGCCACCAACAAGACCCAGAUCAUCAUGGCUGGUAUCACCACCGACGUCUGCACCACCUUCCUGGCUCUCUCUCUCCGCGAGGAGGGAUACUCCGUCUGGGCCAACGUCGAGGCCUCUGGUACCAACUCUGCUCUCGUCCGUGACAUCUCCAACGACCGCAUGGCCCGCGCCGGUGUCCAGACCGUCAGCCUGUUCUCCAUCGUCUGCGAUCUCAUGCGCGACUGGCGAAACACCCCUGGCUCCAAGGAGCUCAUCCCCUGGCUCGACAAGUACUACCCCGUCUGGGGCUGGCUCGCUCGCACCCACGCUGCUGCUGUCACCAACGGCACCAUCGUUCCCGGUGAGGAUGCCCUCAUUGCCUGA
Fusarium vanettenii 77-13-4 is the source of this 735-nucleotide messenger RNA. RefSeq lists its product as uncharacterized. The transcript is spliced from 3 exons. NCBI's taxonomy places the organism in Eukaryota, Fungi, Ascomycota, Sordariomycetes, Hypocreales, Nectriaceae. The record is from RefSeq and is a predicted model, not a curated record. The coding region runs from base 1 to 735 and encodes 244 amino acids.